GAACCAAAUUUUAUUAUGGAUAAAGACUUUAAGACUGAGUCAACUUCCUGUUCCCUUCAGAGUUCUUCAGAACCAUUGUUUUCAAUCCAGAUAUUAGCAUUCAAAACAAGUUUGUUAGAAGCAUUAGAAGAAUUACGCAUGAGAAGGGAAGCAGAGAUUCAGUAUGAAGAGCAGAUUAGGAAGAUAAUUGUAGAAAAGCAAGAACUUCAAUGGCAAAAGGAAGAUCUUCAACAUCAAAAAGAAACAUUAACAAAGCAGCAUAAAGAGGCUAUGGCACUUUUUAAAAAGCAGUUGCAAACAAGGAUGUGUGCUAUGGAAGAAGAAAAGGGGCAAUAUCAACUUGCUUCAGAAAUAAAAGAAAAAGAAAUAGAAGGACUGAAGGAAACAUUAAAAGGAUUACAGGUUUCAAAAUAUUCUUUACAGAAGAAAGUAAAUGAAAUGGAACAAAAGCUUCAGUUACACCUUCUGGCUAAAGAAGAUCAUCAUAAGCAACUGAAUGAGAUAGAGAAAUAUUAUGCUACAAUCACAUGUCAAUUUGGAAUGGUAAAAGGAAGCCAUGAAAAAUUAGAACAGAAUGUACAUGAAGCAAUCCAGUUAAAUAAGAGACUGUCAGCAACAAAUAAAAAACUGGAAUCUGAAGUAUGUAGUUUAAAACAGGAACUGAAGAAAGUAACUGCAGAUCUGAUAAAGUCCAAGAUCACAUGUCAGUCCAGGGCAGAAGGAGAAGAUUUUAAUCUUACAAUAAAGCAACAGCAAUUUCAAGAAUUACAAGAGAAACUCCGAAUGGAAAUUGAAAUAAGAAAGAAGGUUAGUGAAAAAGUUACCUACAUUCAAGAAGAAAAACAGGGCAUCAUCAGUUCUUUUGAACAUAUUCAACAGUUACUUCAGCGACAGACUCAAAAUAAUAUCAGAAUGGAGGCAGAGUUAAAAGCACUGAAAGACAAUAAUCAGACCCUUGAAAGAGAUAAUGAGCUGCAAAGGAAGAAGGCAAAAGAAAAUGAAGAAAAGUUCCUUAAUCUUCAAAAUAAGCAUGAGAAAGCACGAGGAACUUGGGAAGAACAUGAGAAAAAACUCAUUGAAGAAAUAGAUGAGAUUAAAAAUGAGUUGAUGUCAGUUAAAGAAGCUCAUCUUAAAUUACAAGAAAGCUGUAAUGAAUUAUCUUCUCAGAAGAAUGUAUUUUUUGAGCAAGAUAAUAAGCUUCAGAAUGGUAAAGAAGCAAAGGAAAAAGGAAAUGAAAUUUCAACAGAGCAAAAACAAUCCGAGUUGAUAGAAAUCACAACCAUACAAAAAUGGAAUUCUCAGCAAGAAAUAACUGCAGUAAAUACUGCGCAUUUUUGUUCAAAUGCUGAAUAUAUACUAAUAGGAAAAAAUAACCAAGGCCAAGAGAGAAAUUCGGAAGAACUCCAGUUUUUUGAAAACAAUGAGAAAAAAGAAAUUCAUCCAACUAAAGAAAGAAAAACUGAAGAACUCCCUGAAGAAAAACUAGUUAAAACUUCCCAAAGCAAAGCUUUCAGUCCAGAUAAAGAUUUACUGCGUCAAGGGCAGACCUGGCAAGUAUGCACUGCUGACUUGAGAAAUGCAGAAGCUACACAAACAAAAGACAAAAUGUGCUUAGAAAGAGGUUUUGGUUGUGUGGAAGUUCAGACACUGAAUAAUCCUUACUCAGUGACAGAAAUAUCAGUUCAGACAGAAAGGAUUCUUCAAGACAGAACUCAAGAGUUCAUUCUCCAUGGUGCAGAUGAGGCUUCAGAAACUGGUCACAGGAAGUCUGUCCAGGAAAAGCUUCCUGAUACCAAUCAUAAUAUGAGUAAUGUACAAUGUGGUGAAGAUGUCUCUGGGAGUGAAAUAUCAAAACAAGAAUCCAGAAUGAGUCUUGGCACUGAAGAAAACUCUGUAAAUGAAGAAAUCCCAAAUAAUGGCCUCAAAAAAGCUGAAUUGAAUCCUUCCCUAAUUGCAAAAGAUAAUUCUAUUGAGUGUCUGAAGGACAGCUCAAGGGAUUCCAGUUAUUGUGUCUCAGAUUAUAAAGAAUGUAAAUCAAAUCAAACACCUCCAUCAUACAAAAGAAAAUAUGAUGGUCCACGACAUAAGCAAACUCAUUCUCAUGCUCAAGAAACACAUGAUACUUUGGGGAAAAUGGGCCUAAAUAGUACCUGUGGUAUAACAAUUAAUAACCCAAUUUCACUUGCUGCCUCAAAUGAUGAUAGCAAAGUGUAUUGUGAGAAUCCAAAAAAAUCUUUUAAUAUGAUGCCCAUCUCAGGAAAAGCCACCCCAGAUCUGAAGGAAAUAGUUUGUUGGAAAAACCUGAAUGAAAUACAGAGCCAUCAACCCAAACAGGAUGGUCCUAAGCAGGUAGAAGGUGAUGAAAAUGCAACAGUUUGUCUUUUUCAAGUUAACACUUAUAAUAUAGAUGUUUCACAGGCCAAAGAUGUGGAAACUGCUAUUCGAAAGCUUCCUGUCAGAAAAACCACGGCAGGUACAGCAAGUCUUUCCAGCAAAGAGAGUCAAGUGAAUGAUACUCAGAUGAGUGAAGCUAAGGAUAAAUUCAUCACAAAAAAUGACCUCUUCCUUGUUAGUCAUGCUAAGGCACAUCAGCAUACAUUGUUAAACAGUACAAGAGAGAAAACAGACUCAUUAACUAACGCAGUUUCAGAAAGAAAAUAUAUUGAAGGACAGCUGGAAGAAUCAUGCUUGGUUCACAUAAAGCCAUCUGGAGAUUUAGUAAACAGAAGUGGAAGGUCAGCCUUUGAUCUUUCAACUUCAGAUAAAGAAACUGAGAAAACGCCAGUAUACUUAGAUUUUUUAGAACCUCGUCCUUGGUCAAAAGUAAAUCAAGUUGAAAGUCAAACAAUGAACACUUUGGCUUCCAAGGUGCCUUUGUUGCUAAAAGAGAGACUGGUGGUUUCAUCAGAAAACAAAAAGAUUCCUUCAAAGACACUUUGUCAAAAUCUUGGCCUGGAUGCUGUCACGAGGGAAAUAAGAAUGGAUACUACCAGCAUUAGCAGAGAGGCUGACACUUGGACUAACUCAAGUAUCCAGCCAAAUCCCAAGAGAGAUCCCAGGGAAGAGUGGAAUGCGAUUGCAAAGACUUUUUAUGAUUCUCCUUUUCCCACAGAACAUGACAAACCACAACUCCUAAAGGCUGACCCGCUAGCCCGACCUUUUCAAGCAGUCCAGAGUAAAGAUACAGAUGAUUUUACUGACUGUUCCCUCGGUGAAGAAGAGGAUGAUUGGCAAUCCCAAGACAUUUUAAUAAAAAACCAAAUUAGUGAAAUAGAAAAGUUUCUGAAUUUGGAAAAGUCUAAAGAAACCAAAAAAAGAAAAUCUGAAGAGAUGUUAGAUAACUAGUUGAAGAAGGUUGAAUAGUGAGUGGAUGCUCUUUACAAUGCAACUGGUUAACUAGACUGCUGUGUUUUGACCUAAAUAAGUUAUGAUAUAAUUAACAUUCAUUUUAUCCAAUUUAAAAACAUCUUCACUUUACAACUUUUGUUAAUACAAAGAAGCCACUUUAUUCCAGUCAAGCAUCCACUUCUGCAAACACUUGCUUAUGAUGAGUGGCCAUCCUGUUGGAAAACCUUCCCUUCGAAAAUUAAAUUCUGACUAUUUAGAAAUCUUGAUUCCUUUCUUCUUCCCUCCAUGAAGCCUUCCCCCUUUCAGGUCUUGAUGCUCCCUUACCUCAAAAGAGUUAUAUCCAAAAUGGCCCCUUUCAAGAACAAAACUUACAGCACAGAGAUCAA
Messenger RNA from Trichosurus vulpecula (common brushtail), 3734 nucleotides. RefSeq names its product coiled-coil domain containing 73 (gene CCDC73). The coding region runs from base 16 to 3345 and encodes 1109 amino acids. NCBI's taxonomy places the organism in Eukaryota, Metazoa, Chordata, Mammalia, Diprotodontia, Phalangeridae. The transcript has 17 exons. The record is from RefSeq and is a predicted model, not a curated record.